AUGAGAAGGGUAGCUGCUAAAUUCGUUCCGCGGUUGUUGACAUUGGAACAAAAGGAAAAUCGUUUAACGAUUUGUCAAGACCUUAAAAAUAGAUCUGCUGAUAUUAAUUUCAUAAAAAACAUCAUCACAGGGGAUGAGACAUGGGUUUAUGGGUACGAUCCAGAAACAAAGUUACAGUCAUCUCAAUGGAAAAAAAAAUUUUCCCCUCGACCAAAAAAAGCUCGCCAAGUGAGAUCGAAUGUCAAGACAAUGCUGAUUGUUUUUUUUGAUAUUGAAGGUAUUGUUUAUUAUGAAUUUGUGCCCAAUGGACAAACAGUCAAUCAGGUAUUCUAUAAAGAUAUAUUAAUACGUUUGCGAGAGAAAAUCCGCAAAAAGCGCCCAGAAAAAUGGCGAAGUGGAACCUGGUUUCUUCAUCACGACAAUGCGCCAGCACAUUCAGCGUUGUAA
Messenger RNA from Macrosiphum euphorbiae (potato aphid), 447 nucleotides. The record is from the annotation of a GenBank genome assembly. NCBI's taxonomy places the organism in Eukaryota, Metazoa, Arthropoda, Insecta, Hemiptera, Aphididae.